AUGGGAAAUAAUGACUUUGUUCAUUACGUCAACGACAUCAUUAAUACAAGAGAUAAAGAAACAUCAGAGUUCUUUGUUAAACAUGAUUCUACUCCUGAAGACUCAGAAGAUGACUCUAAUGGAUUCCAAUAUGAUGAAGAAGAUGAUGAUUUCGAGGGUGUUGGUGAUGAUGUCGAUGAUGAAAUUGUUGGUUCUCAAUAA
Molecule: messenger RNA, 201 nt
Organism: Entamoeba nuttalli P19
Lineage: Eukaryota; Evosea; Mastigamoebida; Endamoebidae
Exons: 2
Coding region: 1-201 (66 amino acids)
Source: RefSeq, a predicted model, not a curated record